Messenger RNA from Andrographis paniculata, 791 nucleotides. RefSeq lists its product as uncharacterized. The record is from RefSeq and is a predicted model, not a curated record. Lineage: Eukaryota; Viridiplantae; Streptophyta; Magnoliopsida; Lamiales; Acanthaceae. The coding region runs from base 87 to 656 and encodes 189 amino acids. The transcript is spliced from 3 exons.
CCACUAGAAACAGCAGCUGCAAAAUUCGCCAUAAUCUCCACCUUGAUCGAAUUCAAUUCCUGCAGAAGAAGAAGAAGAAGAAGAAGAUGACGGUUACUUUACUGGAGACUCAAUUCCUCUCGAAUCCAGUUGCGGCGACGUUCAAGCUUCAACGUGGAGCUCUUCCAGUUCCUGCAAAGCGAAUUUCGGUGUCGUGCAGGCGCGGGGCGGAUGAUGAUAGUGAUUCGUUGAGGCAAAGUGAGAACCGUUUGGUAAAAUUGGCGCUGGUUGCAGUAGCGGCAGGAGUGUUGACGCUAGGCUCUGUCGAUCCGGCUUCGGCCGGAAAGAGUGGCGGUAGAGUCGGCGGCCAGGCUUUCCGUUCAGCGCCGGCGGCGCCGCCGCGAGCAUCUGGACCUAGAGUCGGCGGUUCGAGGACUAAUGUGUUCAUCAACCCGCCAGUUGCUCCUCCGCUAGUUGGUGGAUACGGUUACGGCUAUGGUGCGCCAUUUUACGGGGGUUGGGGUUGGUCCCCGUUCUCCUUCUUCGCCCCCGGUCCAAGUGUCGCAGUUGGUGUUGGCGGCGGAUUUGAUCUCUUUGCUCUGAUUAUUUUUCUCAGUAUAGUUUCUGGUGUCGUUAGGAGAUUCUUCAGAUCAAGAGAAGACGACGACGACUACUGAAAACAUAAACAAGCAAUUCUCUGUUUCUCGAGUGAACUUUCGCAGAAAUGUUGUAAUCUUAAAAGCCCCUCAUGUUCGUAUAUAUAUGCAUAGAAACCAUUUCGAUCGAAUAUAGCUACCAAAUGUUAAUAUCCU